Ambispora leptoticha is the source of this 1256-nucleotide messenger RNA. The record is from the annotation of a GenBank genome assembly. Lineage: Eukaryota; Fungi; Glomeromycota; Glomeromycetes; Archaeosporales; Ambisporaceae.
AUGAGAUAAAUCUUCGAAACGAAAAAAUCAAAUUCUUUCAUGGAAUAACAAAUCAAGCAUUUCAGAUUAUACAAUCUUCCCUUCCAGCAAUCAAAUAUGAUUUUACACCUUUACUCGAAAUUACUUCUGGCAAAAGUUCGUUAUUGAAAUGUAUUACAACUGAUUCUGAAUUAUUCCCGCUAUCACAGGGCAUAAUAAUGGUUCAAGAUUCCCAGGAAUUAUUUGAUAGUCACGAACUAAUUAGUGAUUUAAAGACGAACAAUAUUUAUUUUGAAAUCUUAAACGAACAACUAUCGAUAGAAUUUGAUUUGCAAAAUUUAAAGCCAACUGAAAAUUUAUUUUUAGAAAUUCAAAAAGCUUUAGAAUCGAAUAUGCCAAUUGAGGAAUUAAAACUUAUAUUUGAAAAUUUUGGGAAUUUUGUUCAUACAAAAUUAAUAUUUGGAAAUAAAUUGCAGCGGAUUGUCUCGAAAGAACAAAGUGGAUGCUUAGAUCGUUCAAUCGAAUUUGAUGACUUUAUUGAAAUAGAGUCUCUCUUAAAAAAAUGGGAAGAAUCGAUUCAACCAUUUGAUUCCUCUUAUAUGAUAGCAAUGGAUCAUCAUCCGGUCAAUCGAAGCCAAAUUUCUGAAUGGCUCGAUAGAGUGUCGAAUCAAGAAUCUGAGUGGUAUAUCGUAAAACGCGUCGUUAUGCCGCUAUACCAAAUUCUCCACGAGAAUCAAAAACGCGAAAUAAAAAAUCUUUUUAUAGAGGAGAAUCUUGUCUUAAUGUCCGGCAUGAAAGAAUUUUUGGAUUAUAGCUCCGGAUAUCAACGAAUUGAAUUCGGCAGUCAAUUGAAAAGUGAUAACUAUCAAUUAUUUGGUAGUGUUUUGUCCAACAAUGGCGAAAGGAUAGAAGAUAUCUAUGUAAAAUUUAGCAUGAAAACCGAAAAUGGAUUUUCAGUGAGCUGGCAUGAUAAAUCAACUUUUGACAGAACACCUUAUGCGCUUCGGUGGAUAUUAAUCGGUUGCCCGAGGAAAAUUGGGUAUUCUGAUCCAAAAACUCGUGAUAUAUCAGUUAAUUUGGGAGUAGAAGAAAUAAAAUUUAAAAAUUUUCCUGAAAUUGUUAACAUUGAUGUGGAAAAAUCACUUAUUUCAAGAAAUAUUGUCUCAUUCGAUAUUGAAUACGUUCCGAUUCCAACUUCCUUAUUUUUCAAAACAAGUAUUGUAGAAUGGCAAGAAGCUGGACCUAUUAAAAAUUCGAUGGUGUAUAUUGGAUCUUAA